Molecule: messenger RNA, 2633 nt
Organism: Dreissena polymorpha
Lineage: Eukaryota; Metazoa; Mollusca; Bivalvia; Myida; Dreissenidae
Product: DNA ligase 1-like
Exons: 11
Coding region: 392-2233 (613 amino acids)
Source: RefSeq, a predicted model, not a curated record
GCGAUAUUUUUAGCGUAGGUUUGACUGCGUGUGUGAUGUGUUUUCGCGAAAAACGUUUACGGAUCGAUUGAAUCGGUUUUGGUUGAUGUUGGCCCGCACAUAGGACAAUUCUGGCAUCUGUUCCAUGCUGAGAGAAGACCUAUUGCUCUUCUUUUGAAGUGCAAUCAAAUCAAUAAUUUCAAUAACUGAUGUUUCAAAGAUUUUCGGCAAUUAGGACCUAUUAUGUGAAGAGAGGGCAGACAUUUGUUACGGGGAAAGCACGCACACUACAGACGUUUAAAAGUGACGAUAGUGACUUGAUAUUUGGCAUGCAUGAGAACUCAUGGAGCUGCACGGUCAUCCUUCAAGGUCAAAGGAUUCACUGUGUUGCUUUGUUUCCUUGUGUUGAGCAAUGAGUGCCGCAAAGAUGGUUGCCGACUCCACGCAGGGUGAUCUUCUAGAGGUGGGGUCCACACGAAAACGUAAGGUGGGCCAAAAGAAGAAACAGAAAAAGAGGAAAGACUCUGGAAAAAAGAAGAGAAAGAAUUCCUCUGAGGAUGAGUACGACAGCAGUGACCUUGACCUUGACAAGGUCAUUAUGCCACUGGGUCACUAUGUCAAGGACAGGGGGACUAUGCUGUCAGAGAUGUUUCACAGCAUGCAGGGGGAGUGUCUGCAGCGGAACCUGCCAGAUGUCUUAAAGGAAUUACCACUGGAAGAUCUCAAGAAACGAUGUCUAGAGCAGCUGGAGGUGAUGUCAAAAAAGCGCAUACGAAGGAUUAUAGCAGGAGACGACCCGACAACCAUUUCCUCGUCUGGAACAGACGAUGAGACCACUGACGAAGAAAACAAACAUGCAGGAGAAGAGAUUGAGGAAGGAGAGUUUGCAGAAAAAGAGAGGACAAUUGAGGGUGACAUGACAGGCACAUUGGAAGGAGACAUGGAGGGUGGUGACAUGGAGGGUGAAAGUGAGCUGGAAGAGCAAGUUGCAGACUCCACAUCUCUCUACACCCAUGACACGUCCCAGUCAGAAAGGGGUGAUUGGGAGGAGAGCAAUGCAGAGGACGGCAGUGUUACUGGUACAAACCACAGUCCUGCCUUCAGUGAUGACUACCAGGAAGUUGACCAUCAUAAUAAAAAUGAGGAAUACACAACUGAAACAAAAGAAUCUGCAACAGAAGGAAGUGACUUUGUUGAGACUCCUAAACUAAAAAAAGACGAGUAUAAACACAAAGAUACACUGCCAAUACAAACUCGUACUUCUGCUAAACCUAAGAAGAAAGCAAUUGUCAGAGAUCCAAAUGAAGAACCUGAAGAAGGUGAAGUCUUUGAUGAUGAUGAUGAGGAGGAGGAGGAGGGCGAGGAUGGAAAGAAGGAGAUGAAAAAAUGUGAGACUCAUCAUACAGCAGAACAUGGUGAAGAUCAAACUAAUCUUGUGACAAAAGUUGAGCUGAUAAAGGACGAACCAGUAGAGGAUUCAGAUGUUAACAUAGAUGUUGUAAAGGUUCCAGAUGAAGAUGGAAAGAGUACCUUCAGUAUUCCACAAAGAAAUGAAUUAAAGGGUACAGUUCUUAUUGAAGGAUUGACAGUAAAGGAACAAGUACCAAACAGUAUUGUAGGAACAAUACCAAGUAAUGAAACUGAGUCUCAAAGAAUAUUUGAUCAGAAACUUGACAUCAAAACCGAAUCUAACAUAGAAACAGUAGAGCAAACUUUUUCUAGAGAUGUAUCAAAUGAAGGUCAGGAAACUGCUAGAUCUGAUACCAGGAAUGUUAAAGUCAAAGCAAUAGACAAUCAUGCAGCUUCAUCACAAACAACUUGUUUGGAUCAGAAAAGAGUCGUUGUUGUCAAGGAUUGCUUCAAUGAGCAAAAACUGAAAGCUGAACAGAGUUUCGAAGCAGCUGAAGAUAUCAUUAGAAUGACAGCAGAUGACAGUGAAGGUAUUAUAAUAGUUGAAUCAGACAAUGAAAAAAGUGAAAGCAGCGAAUGCGAGAACAGUGCAAGUAAAGAAAAGGAUGGCAGUGAGAAUCCUGAUGUUGAUGCAAUUGAUAAUGGUUCUGGAGAAGAACCUGAUAGAAGUAAGGUUAAAAGCAUUGCUGGGGCAAGUGAAUCAAGUAGUCAAACAAGGAGGGUGGUAAAACCACCAAGCAGAGAGAUAGCCCCAGCCUUGACCAGAAAUCAGAUGGAGCUUCUGGAGCUAGAAAUGAGAGCAAGAGCUAUAAAAGCCAUGCUUAAGAAGGCCACAUUGAAGUAGAUCUUGUGUAGAUAACUAGGUUUGAUGUAAAAGAGGGUGUUGAUAAUAUUGUGUAAGAAAUGUUUUGUUAAAAGAUCACACCUGAAAAAUGUUUACUAUUUCCAAUUUAAUGUGAAGCUACAAACAACCAUAUUAGUAUAAUAAUUUAAUGCUCAAAAGUAAUGUGUUCAUUAAGUAUUGGUUAACCAGCAAACCGAAGAUUCAUGAAAAGUGUGAGCUGGUAAACUGGUUGCCCUGAUGUGACUAAAAUACAGUUGAUGACAGGGAUUAAAAAAAACAACAGCAAUGUGUUUAAUGUUCAUCUCAAUACUAUUUAUACAAACAGCUAUUCACUUUAAGCUGAGGUUUUGCAUGACUUGCUGUGAUAUAUCUGCACAAUAAACAACUGCUUGCAUAAACA